UUGGCAACAAUGGUGACAAAGUAAUUGAGGAAAGGUGUGAGAUUUAGGCAUCGAUGGUGACAGAAGAAGGACCAAAGAGGCUGACUGAGAUUACAGAAUUUAGUCCUUCCUACACGUUGGUAUGAGAUUUAGGCAUCGAUGGUGACAGAAGGAGGACCAAAGAGGCUGACUGAGAUUACAGAAUUUAGUCCUUCCUUCACGUUGUUAUUAUUUUGAUGUAUAUUAUUGGUGAAGCAUGGAGUGCGAAACACUCUUGUUAAUUGUCUUCCUAUUUAAUUAGCAUCGAGACAUUGACUUGAAGAACUUUCUUUGGCGGUCAUAUUAAGAGGAAUCUUCAACUCAAUUUCUUCAAGGGGCCUCGUAUAUUUAUAUGUCAUAUUACCGUUUGAGAUAACAACUCGUAUUUCCUUCUUUAUUGUGAUAUGGCCACAGUUGUGAAUAGGAAUACCGGUUUUCUGGUGGCCCUUUUGCAUUGGUAUCUUUCCUUGGCUACUAUUAUAUGCAUGUUUACAAAUGGUCAUGGAAAUCCAAAUGCCCUUUGCAGAAAAAGAGAAAGAGAAGCCCUCCUCACCUUCAAACAAGGUAUCACAGAUCCUUCCAAUCAACUCUCAUCUUGGAUUGGCGAAGAGUGUUGUAUGUGGAAAGGAAUUGGUUGUGACAACACAACUGGGCAUGUCAUCCAGCUAAAUCUUACAAAUGCAGAUCAUCCUUGGUCCAAAUUGGGUGGGCUGAUAAGUGAUUCUUUGUUGGAGUUGGAACAUCUUCAAUAUUUGGACCUAAGUUCAAAUGGUUUUGAAGAUAAUCAUUUUCCAAGCUUCCUUGGACACUUCCGAGAUCUAAGAUAUCUAAACCUCUCAGAUGUGGGUUUCAGGAGUACUACAGCAAAUCCUUAUCAACUAGGAAAUCUCUCAAACUUGCACUAUCUUGACAUCCGAGGUCUCUUCCUAAAUAUUGACAACCUUGAAUGGUUAUCUCAUCUUUCCUUGCUAGAAUUCCUAGACAUGAGUGAGAUCGAUCUUAGUAAAACAUCUGCAUACCUACAGGUUCCAAUUCAAGUUGCUUUCCAGAACAUGUCUACUCUGAGAUAUCUAUAUCUCCGUGGUACCAACUUCUCUUACAUGAUCCCUAACUGGUUAUACAAUAUGACUACUCUUGAAAGACUUGAUCUUUCAAAUAACCAUAUUCAAGGUGUGCUUCCUAGCGCCUUUGGAAGCCUUUCCCGGUUGAUAUAUCUUGACCUGUCAAACAAUAGGCUUGAAGGAAAAUCUCUAAGAUUCUUGGGAAAUCUUUGUAAACUGCAACACUUAGAUUUAUCUCGCAACAAUCUUAGUGGAGGUGUAUAUGAACUUUUAGGAAAUUCAUCUGCUUGCAGCGCGACAAGUUUAAAGUUUUUAAAUUUGGCUACAAAUAAACUUUCAGGUGUAGUCCCUUCUUGGUUUUGGAACCACUUUUCCCAAAUUAGUGUUCUAGAUCUUUCUGACAAUUACUUUAAUGGGAGCAUUACAAGUUUAUCUUGUGGAGUGGAAGUUUAUCUUGGUUCAAACAACUUUUCUAGCCCUCUCCCCAACAUCUCUUCUACCAUUCAGGAUUUAGAUCUUUCAAAUAACUUAUUCAGUGGAUUUUCUACUGCCUUUUGUGAAGAUGUUGUGCACCAGUUGCAUUAUCUUGAUCUUUCAAGAAAUCUUUUAUCCGGAGAAAUUCCUGACUGUUGGAUGCUCAACUAUGUUUUAUUAGAAGAGCUAUACUUGGGGAACAAUAACCUGACAGGAAAGAUACCAAGCUCCAUGGGUUCUAUACCAUCACUUUUAUCCUUAUCCUUGCAUAAAAACAAUCUGGUAGGAAAUUUACCGUUGUCCAUGCAAAAUCAGACAGCGAUAGAGCUUUUAGAUCUUAGUGAAAAUCAUUUCUCUGGCAGCUUACCCCUUUGGUUUGGAAAAAGUUUAUUCACUCUUAUGGUUCUUGUGCUUCGCUCAAACAACUUUAGUGGCAGUCUUCCUCAAGAGCUCUGUCGCCAAACUCAACUUCAGAUCUUGGACGUUUCAAAUAACAACUUCUCAGGAUCCAUUCCACGAUGCUUUGGAAAUUUUAGCGCCAUGGUGAGACCAGCAGAAGGUGCCCGAAUCUUUGAUUUUAUCCCACCAAAGGGAGGAUUCUCACAAUCAACAUUCUUAGUGAGGAACGGAAUGGAGUACGAAUAUAAAAAUAUUCUUGCUCUCGUCACAAGCAUGGACCUUUCGAGCAACAAUUUAAUCGGAGAGAUCCCCGAGGAACUCACCAAUCUCUACGGCCUGCUAUUCUUGAACUUGUCUAACAAUCAACUCCAUGGAAAGAUUCCAGACAAGAUCAAUACCAUGAAAUUGUUGGAGUCUCUCGAUGUAUCAAUGAAUCAUUUGACAGGUGUAAUACCUCAAAGCAUGGGGAAUUUAACAUUCUUAAGCCAGUUGAACUUAUCAUACAACAACUUGUCUGGUAGAAUUCCCUCCAGCACUCAGCUUCAAAGCUUUACUGCACUGAGUUUCAUUGGCAACCAUGAUCUUUGUGGACCUCCGCUUACGCCCAGCUGCAUUGGAGACAACACACCCCCAGAGCCAAUAACACCAAAUUUUGAUGACAAAGGAGGCGAGGACAGCGGCUGGAUUGACAUGAAGUGGUUUUACAUUAGCAUACCAUUGGGAUUCGUUGUGGGGUUUUGGAGCUUAUUUGCUCCAUUAGCUUUGAACAAGGCUUGGAGAUAUGCUUACUUUAAGUUUUUUGAUAACAUGAUGUAUAAACUCUUCGGUCGUGUUUGA
Messenger RNA from Alnus glutinosa, 2789 nucleotides. Its product is annotated as receptor-like protein EIX1. The record is from RefSeq and is a predicted model, not a curated record. NCBI's taxonomy places the organism in Eukaryota, Viridiplantae, Streptophyta, Magnoliopsida, Fagales, Betulaceae. Gene Ontology annotation, molecular function: protein binding. Bases 423 to 2789 code for a protein of 788 amino acids. The transcript has 2 exons.